This is a messenger RNA of Aureobasidium pullulans EXF-150, 1258 nucleotides long. RefSeq lists its product as uncharacterized. The transcript has a single exon. Lineage: Eukaryota; Fungi; Ascomycota; Dothideomycetes; Dothideales; Saccotheciaceae. Bases 372 to 1049 code for a protein of 225 amino acids. The record is from RefSeq and is a predicted model, not a curated record.
AGUGACGAAAUUUGAUACUCGUUGCCGAUGAGGUAGACAUCAAAAAGGUGGUCAAGCUCAUUACCAGCAGUAAUGUCCGUUGGUUUGCUUGUGAGGGUCAUGCCGUAGAUAUGCUGAAGCAUAGCAUGGACGGUGGUGCCUGAGUAGCCCUCAACUUGAUAGGUAUCUUGAGUUGCAACCGGCAGCUGGCUGUUGAAUGCUGUGUGAAAGACUCCGGAUACACCCUUCAAGAUGAUUUUAUGAGCGUAAAUCUUGUCGUCGCCGAAGCAAAGGACAAUGUCGGAUAGUUUCUGGUCAUUGUAGCUGUCGUGAAGAUGUGGAUAGCGAGCAAGAACGCCACCAGUUGUUGGCAAGGUCAUUUCUGCUGAGUAAUGAUGGCUGGCUGUAGUAUCGAAGAAAUGAAGAAAGGCAGGAAAAGAGAGGGCUAUAAGACGAGAAAAGGAACUGAAAGACUGUGUAUCGGCAAGAAGCCCCGCACUGCUCUUUCCCAAACAGUGAUUGCAAACGCAAACGUGCGCACAUUGUGCGUAGCUUCGCUGUAUGGGCCUUGGCAACCAGAACCUCACCGACUCCGUGACUGGUGUCAAAUAAUGAAAAUGACUGUAACUACCCUCUCGAGCGUGAGAUCAAUUCCGCGAGGAAUUCAUCCAUACCUUGCAGAAGAUCCGUUAUCUGCAGACAGUCCUCCAGCCAUUCAUAGCCUGGACCUAUAUCGAGCAGAGCGUCAAGAACGCCAUGCAUCAGCGACUUAUCCGCAAUGUUGUUGUCGUGAUAUAGCUCGGCUACCUCACGAACAACCAUGGAUAUAUUACGGCUGCUCGAGGUAUCUAGGUAUCUGCAGCCUCUUCCCUCGCGACCAUAGUGAACAUAACAGUCCACACGGAAGUCCUGAAGCAUUUCGCCAAAAUUUCCAGCGACCAAUGCACUCAAGGUCGCGACCUCGUAUUCGUUGGCAAGAAGGAACAUGUCUUGAAGAUAGUAGAUGCGAGCUUUUUCUUCAGGAAGCGGCGGCAAGAUGGUCCAUUCGGGAAAGCCGUAAAUGUGUUUGAUCAUGUCGAGGACGAGAUCAGAGUCAUGGCCCUCAAUCUCGUAGACACCCUCUGUGGUGGUUGGCAGUUUGCUUGUGAAUGCUGCUAGGAACACUUUCGAAUAUCCAAUGAGAAUAGCUUUGUGUGCCUUGAUCAGGUGGUCGCCGAAGCUAAGAGUGACAUCGGAGAGGAAGGGAUUAUCGUAGAGAUGUUGGAAGUUUGGAGACGCU